Rotaria sp. Silwood2 is the source of this 714-nucleotide messenger RNA. Lineage: Eukaryota; Metazoa; Rotifera; Eurotatoria; Philodinida; Philodinidae. The record is from the annotation of a GenBank genome assembly.
AUGGAUAAAGAACAUUUCCGUUUCUAUAUUAAAGUCCGUACUGCACUUCAUAUUCAACCAACAGUCAUUCAUAACGAAUUACAUACUGUCUUUGGUGAUCAAGCUUCCCUUCUCAGAACUGUUCAAAGGUGGUCAAAAUCGUUUCCUGAAUGUCGAGUAGAAGUUGAAGAUGAAGAAAGAUCUGGAAGACCUGUAACGGAGACAACACCCGAAAAUGUCGACUGGAUCCGUGAUCUUAUCAAUGAUGAUCCUUAUCUUACAGUUGACGAGAUCGAAGAACAAACGGGUCUAAGUCAUGGCACUGUGCAACGAAUCAUUUCUGACCAUUUACAGUUGAGAAAAAUAACCACUCGUUAUAUUCCUAAACAUCUAACAAAUUCUCAGAAGGCUGAAUGGGUGUGUAUAUGUCAGGAGAAUUUAUCAAAAUUUGAACAAGGUGUUUGGAGAUUAAGUGAUGUGGUGACAGGAGAUGAAUCAUGGUUUUAUCACAAGCAAAUCGGUCGAAAGUCGUCGAAUGCUGCUUGGGUAGCACGUGGAGGUGCCCAACCAGCGGUGGUUCGACGUAGUCGCUUUGCUCCUAGAACGUUCCUGUCUAUUUUCUUUAAGUCAACUGGUCCAGUUUUGGUUCAUCGUGUUGAAUGUGGACAAACAAUUGAUCAUGAAUAUUACAUCGACAAUUGUUUGGCGCCUGAUCUCGAAGAAAUUAAGAACUAA